GGGCGUGUGAGUUCCCAGCGCACUGCGGGCUCGAGCUGCCACCUGCCUCGCCGCAAGGGAGAGGCGAGCGCUCGGACCGCAGGCACCAGCCCUAGGGCCCUCGCCGCUCCUGCCUCUGCUCGCUGCGUGCCCGCGGCAGCCCCGUUCUCCAGCCGCGGCCAAGGGCGCCGGCGAGAUGGUUUGCGGCGGCUUCACCUGCUCCAAGAACUGCCUGUGCGCCCUCAACCUGCUCUACACGCUGGUCAGCCUGUUGCUGAUUGGAAUUGCAGCAUGGGGUAUAGGCUUUGGCCUCAUUUCUAGUUUCCGAGUAGUUGGCGUAGCAAUUGCAGUGGGGAUCUUUCUGUUCCUUAUUGCUUUGGUUGGAUUGAUCGGUGCAGUCAAACAUCAUCAGGUGUUACUCUUCUUUUACAUGAUUAUUCUCUUGCUAGUGUUCAUUGUCCAGUUUUCAGUCUCCUGUGCUUGUCUGGCAUUGAACAAAGAUCAGCAGCGCCAACUUCUAGAGGUUGGAUGGAACAACACAAAGAGUGCUAGAGAAGAUAUUGAGAGGAAUCUAAACUGUUGUGGUUUCAGAAACUUCAAUUCAAGUGAAACCUGCUCUGCUGCUUGCGUUAAAGCUAACGACUGUUCAACAUGUGCAUCUAUAAUAGAAGAAUAUUCAGGAAUGGUACUGAGAUUUGUAGGUGGCAUAGGACUCUUCUUCAGUUUCACUGAGAUUUUGGGAGUUUGGCUGACUUAUAGAUACAGGAACCAAAAAGAUUCUCGUGCAAACCCUAGUGCAUUUCUUUGAUUGGAAAAUUUCUCAAGGACCGAAUCUUUUUCCAGUUAAAAUAUGAAUUCUCUAGCAAUUGGCACUUCUGCACGCUAAGGAUCUGAAAGAGAAUGAUUUUCCUACAUGGAGAUGUUUGUGCUUGUCAUCUUUGGUUUCCCAAUCUUCACCUCUGCGUUCUCUGUCUGGAAAUAGAUAUAUCUAUUCUGUAUCUGAACAGAAUCUGAACAGUUCGGAGAUGGUUAAAUAAGUGUUAGAUCACAACAAUUGCUGAAGUCUACUGUUGCAAGUUAAUUUUAUUGCCUUUCUUAGUGGUUUUUUUUUUUUUUUUUAAACCCCAACCAAACAACAACAAAAAUACAACCAACAUAUAUUCUGACAUUACCACUUUCUUGUGUGGCUUUUGUUGUUUUACAAAACAACACAUACUUUUUCAUUAAAAUGAUGCAGCUGUAUGUUGAAUGCCGGUAGGGUGAAAUACAGUAAAUUUGUUUUUCUGUUGAAUCCAUUCCCAUUCUGCUGUUUGGGUUAAAAAAUAAUAUAGAGAACAUCUGAAAUAUUAAAACUUAUCAACCCUUUAUUUUUCUUUUCUUUAGAUAAAUUCAAGAUACCAUUUUAGAUCAUGGAUAUAAACAUAUGUUAACUGACUUCUAUAGGGUUUAGUUUUGACAUCUUUAGAAUUGCAUAUAAAGAGAAUAAAAACUUUUUUCAUUUUUGUAUCUAAGCAAUUGAGAAUAAUAAUGAAUGAAGAAAACUCUGAAUUAACCUAUUGAUACUAAUUUUAAAAGUACUUUUAAAAAGAAAAACUUUCUUGAUAGGUGAAUGAACCUGGAACUAACACAAGAUCAGAACUGGUAUUGAUCCAUUUUGUUAGUGUAACAAAUUUUGAUUUGAUGUCCAAAGAUUUCUUAUAAAACUAUUUUUACAGGUAGUUUAAAUUCAUUGUUGUAAUAACUUGUAAAAGUGUGAUACUGACAUUCAUUGUCAAACCUGACCCACCUUCAUCCUUCAGUAUCUAUUUAAAAUACUUGAUUUGAAAUGUAAUUGUAAAAAUAUCAUUGUGGCAUUUUUGGUAGCUUAAAAAUAAUAAUAAAAUAGUGCUUGUACAUGAA
Messenger RNA from Trachemys scripta elegans, 1878 nucleotides. It is a transcript of the gene TSPAN13, whose product is annotated as tetraspanin 13. The record is from RefSeq and is a predicted model, not a curated record. The coding region runs from base 176 to 787 and encodes 203 amino acids. The transcript is spliced from 6 exons. Gene Ontology annotation, cellular component: membrane. Lineage: Eukaryota; Metazoa; Chordata; Testudines; Emydidae.